AUGCGUUUCUUCGCUACUAUUUUGGCUACCCUCGCCGUGGGCGCCGUCGCCUCUAACGCCGUUGCCGAUGAGGAAUACAGCACCGUCGUGGUCACCGAGUACAGCACCUACUGCCCCAAGGCCACCUCCGUUCCUGAGGCUUCCUCCAGCGCUGUUCCCUCCAUCACCGUCUCCAACGGCGUGACCUACUCCAUCUCCCGGCCCCUGAUCACCUCUACCAUCACCAAGUGCAACAAGUGCCCCUCCUCCACCCCCAUCAUCCACACCCCCACCCCCUCCAGCAGCUCCAUCGUCGUCGUCCCGACUUCCAAGCCUGUCAUCCCCUCCGGUGCAGGCCCCAAGACCACCAGCACCCCCGCCGCCAGCACCCCCGUCACUCCCCUGGCGACUGGUGCCGCCUCGCGCGCUGCCGUCGGUGCCGGCGCGGGUCUGGCCGGUGUUUUUGCCCUGGCUGCUUACCUGCUGUAG
Molecule: messenger RNA, 468 nt
Organism: Aspergillus lentulus
Lineage: Eukaryota; Fungi; Ascomycota; Eurotiomycetes; Eurotiales; Aspergillaceae
Product: putative GPI anchored protein
Source: RefSeq, a predicted model, not a curated record